UUCAGCUGCACGCUGGGACCUGUGGCUUUCCUCUCUCAAGCAUGGGGUAAGUGCGCCUGGCAGGGGGGACAAUGAGUCGGCUGUUCCUGCUUUGUAUUGCCCUGUGCCCAGACCUGCUUGGAGACAUCACAGAUUUCUAUGAAGUGAUUGUAGCAGAUAGAAUAACCAAUGGAAGUUGCAUUGGACAGGACCCAAUCGGUACUUACAACCCUGCGUCAGAGACUAAAUGUAACCUCCUGAACCUGGAUUUAAUGCCCAAUGCCUUCGAUGACCAGUACCAAGGCUGCGCUGAAGAACUGGAGAUGAACAUCAUGCCAAAGGUCCUUAAGAUGGAAAUAUCUCGGAACCCUGUGUUCGGGCUGGCUUGGAAACGAGCAGAAAAAGAUUGGAAUAAAGUGAAAUCUACUUUGCGCCUUCCCCAGGGAUUUACAGAUCCUUUAGGGACUGCAAUUCGGGUUUAUACCACGGACUGGCCAGAGGGGAACCCACUUUACAAAGCCUUUAAUGGCAAUGUGAGCAUGGCUGGGAAGUCCAGGGGACACUACAUGGAGCACUUCAACUUCAAAGCUCUUCACUUCUACCUGACCAGAGCCUUGCAGGUGCUCAAACGGAACUCCAAGAGGCGAUACCGCACCUACAGGGGAACAGAUGACUCCUAUGAGGUAUCUGAGGAGGUUCUGCGCUUUGGCAGGUUUACCUCGUCCUCACUGAACGUAGAGGUGGCUAAAGAGUACCACAAGGGACUUUUAUUUGAGCUGACAACCUGUUUCGGGGUGGAUAUCCACAGGAUUUCCUUUUUCCCCAAAGAGAGAGAAGUUCUCAUCCCCGUGGCAGAGAAGUUUCAUUACUUGGGGAGGAGGGAUAAUGUCUAUGUCAUGAACAGCACCUGCCAGCUGUGCACUUACUUUAACUGUGCCUACUUAGGAGAGGAAAAGCGAGAAGUUCCUGUUUGCAUCUCUGGUCACCAAUGAGAAUCUUGACUCAAGUCUCUACACUCCCCCCCCCCAUUCCUGCUUGACCCAGCCCAUUUCAUUACUUCCAACAGAUCAGAGUGGAGUAAAGAAUCUGUACAUGAGUUCACAGCUAAAGAUGUUGGAGCGAGAUGAUGGUCAGACUUACUGUACCGCAUCCAGCAAGAUCCCGGUACAAGAAGAUUCUACAUUAUAAUCAUAAAUGUCUUGUCAAUAAAAUCUUCUUUUAAUUUUAUAAUUAAA
Messenger RNA from Xenopus laevis (African clawed frog), 1214 nucleotides. RefSeq names its product provisional ortholog of ADP-ribosyltransferase 5 L homeolog. The record is from RefSeq and is marked predicted. NCBI's taxonomy places the organism in Eukaryota, Metazoa, Chordata, Amphibia, Anura, Pipidae. Gene Ontology annotation, molecular function: NAD+ poly-ADP-ribosyltransferase activity; NAD+-protein-arginine ADP-ribosyltransferase activity.